CCAUCCAUCCAUCCAGUUGCUCACAAUUGGCUUUGUACAAAAGGCCCUCACUCCGCCUCCUUCUCCCUACAUACUCUCCGCACACCAACCGGCCCACCAACAACACCAAUAUCAUACUGAGUACCAUCACAACUACAACACUCUGUAUCGCUUCGUCCGCGCCCAGCUCUUCUCGCCUUCUACUUAUCGCGCAGACUCUGCCUGUCCAUCCUUCCAUCAAUAGCCUAGCGAGACAAUAGUCGGUCGCUUCCUUCCACUCCCUCCACCCAGAAACCCUUUUCCCAAGGUUACCCGGAAAACUCGAGUUUAUGUCCAUCGAAAAUCUCAAGUCUUACGACCCCUUCGCCGAAGCCGACGAAACGCCUGGCGAAUCCAAGCAGGCACAGAAUUAUAUUCAUAUUCGUAUCCAGCAACGAAAUGGACGUAAAACCCUGACCACUGUUCAGGGUUUGCCUAAGAAAUUCGAUAACAAGAAGAUUCUCAAGGUCAUCAAGAAGAAGUUUGCCUGCAAUGGCACUAUCGUCAACGACUCUGAAAUGGGCGAGGUGAUUCAGCUCCAGGGUGAUCAACGUAACGAUGUGCAACAGUUCCUCGUUGACAAAGAGGAGGGUCUAGAGCUCGACCCCAAGACCAUUAAGGUCCACGGUUUCUAAGCUGGCCAUGUCCCAACGACCUCCGUUAUAUCAGUUUCUUCGACCAUAUACGGACUGUGUCACGGAAUGGACUAGCUCACUCUCUGCGGUGUCUGUAUGAAGGGUGACUGGAUGACAUCGCUAGCUGUCUAUCUAUCUAGUGGACAGGCUUCCUUCGGUCGAGGCGUUAUACGGAAUGGUCCGGACAUGAUACCCUUUUUUUGAGUCACUGGAGAAUCCCCCGUCAUGGAUGGGAAAGAAGUAGAUGCAAGGAAGCAUUUUCUCACGCGAGUCACUCGGCUUGGUUCGGUAGUACACCAGAUGGUCGGCUUUAAAGCUAGCCUUCCGUUACCGAUGCUGAAAGCAUACGUUAGUAAAUCAGUAACCGGAGAUCAUGCUAGAAAUCAUUGCUCGUCUCACUAUACUCGUGAUCACGUUGCCUCAAUUACGCACAAGUGCGUUGUAUUCCAACCGUAGUAGUGACACUAUCUAGGCUAUUUUGGCCUGCUCUCAUCUCCUUUCAGUGUUUCAACACAUCAAAAUAUUACGAAAACGUUUUUAAUGUCC
Messenger RNA from Xylaria bambusicola, 1199 nucleotides. Its product is annotated as translation initiation factor SUI1. Lineage: Eukaryota; Fungi; Ascomycota; Sordariomycetes; Xylariales; Xylariaceae. The record is from RefSeq and is a predicted model, not a curated record. Gene Ontology annotation, cellular component: eukaryotic 43S preinitiation complex. Gene Ontology annotation, biological process: translational initiation. Gene Ontology annotation, molecular function: translation initiation factor activity; RNA binding; ribosomal small subunit binding. Bases 309 to 653 code for a protein of 114 amino acids. The transcript is spliced from 4 exons.